Molecule: messenger RNA, 8649 nt
Organism: Schistocerca gregaria
Lineage: Eukaryota; Metazoa; Arthropoda; Insecta; Orthoptera; Acrididae
Product: trichohyalin-like
Exons: 3
Coding region: 1-8649 (2882 amino acids)
Source: RefSeq, a predicted model, not a curated record
AUGAAACCAAUUCACCAGAUACAGAGUGGUAAAGCUAACCAUGAAAUCAGACCUAUAGUGGAAAGUGAUCGCACGGUGUUUGUCGAUUCUGAUCUUUCAGAAACAAUUUUGGCAAAGGCUCUCAACGCAGAAAUCUAUAUAUCAAAAGACAUGGUUUUCAACGAAAAUGCCACAGCGUAUCCUCCAGAGCUCUGGCGCACCAACAUUAUAUUCGAGCACAACUCCCUGACAGGUGCAGAAGAAAAUCGAGUUCAACAAUCUGUUGAAAACGAAGAGGGAGUUGUGCAAAUUCAAGAACCCUAUGCUACUGAUAAUGAUGCUCUGUCAGAAGUGAAUCGUGAAUCUCCAGGUAUACUGAUUUCUGCCACCAGACUCUUUAAUUUGCAAAGGGCGAAGGAGAACAUACGACAAGCAAAGGAGAACAUACGACAAGCAAAGGAGAACAUACGACAAGCAAAGGAGAACAUACGACAAGCAAAGGAGAACAUACGACAAGCAAAGGAGAACAUACGACAAGCAAAGGAGAACAUACGACAAGCAAAGGAGAACAUACGACAAGCAAAGGAGAACAUACGACAAGCAAAGGAGAACAUACGACAAGCAAAGGAGAACAUACGACAAGCAAAGGAGAACAUACGACAAGCAAAGGAGAACAUACGACAAGCAAAGGAGAACAUACGACAAGCAAAGGAGAACAUACGACAAGCAAAGGAGAACAUACGACAAGCAAAGGAGAACAUACGACAAGCAAAGGAGAACAUACGACAAGCAAAGGAGAACAUACGACAAGCAAAGGAGAACAUACGACAAGCAAAGGAGAACAUACGACAAGCAAAGGAGAACAUACGACAAGCAAAGGAGAACAUACGACAAGCAAAGGAGAACAUACGACAAGCAAAGGAGAACAUACGACAAGCAAAGGAGAACAUACGACAAGCAAAGGAGAACAUACGACAAGCAAAGGAGAACAUACGACAAGCAAAGGAGAACAUACGACAAGCAAAGGAGAACAUACGACAAGCAAAGGAGAACAUACGACAAGCAAAGGAGAACAUACGACAAGCAAAGGAGAACAUACGACAAGCAAAGGAGAACAUACGACAAGCAAAGGAGAACAUACGACAAGCAAAGGAGAACAUACGACAAGCAAAGGAGAACAUACGACAAGCAAAGGAGAACAUACGACAAGCAAAGGAGAACAUACGACAAGCAAAGGAGAACAUACGACAACCAAAGGAGAACAUACGACAAGCAAAGGAGAACAUACGACAAGCAAAGGAGAACAUACGACAAGCAAAGGAGAACAUACGACAACCAAAGGAGAACAUACGACAACCAAAGGAGAACAUACGACAACCAAAGGAGAACAUACGACAACCAAAGGAGAACAUACGACAACCAAAGGAGAACAUACGACAACCAAAGGAGAACAUACGACAACCAAAGGAGAACAUACGACAACCAAAGGAGAACAUACGACAACCAAAGGAGAACAUACGACAACCAAAGGAGAACAUACGACAACCAAAGGAGAACAUACGACAACCAAAGGAGAACAUACGACAACCAAAGGAGAACAUACGACAACCAAAGGAGAACAUACGACAACCAAAGGAGAACAUACGACAACCAAAGGAGAACAUACGACAAGCAAAGGAGAACAUACGACAAGCAAAGGAGAACAUACGACAAGCAAAGGAGAACAUACGACAAGCAAAGGAGAACAUACGACAAGCAAAGGAGAACAUACGACAAGCAAAGGAGAACAUACGACAAGCAAAGGAGAACAUACGACAAGCAGAGGAGAACAUACGACAAGCAGAGGAGAACAUACGACAAGCAGAGGAGAACAUACGACAAGCAGAGGAGAACAUACGACAAGCAGAGGAGAACAUACGACAAGCAGAGGAGAACAUACGACAAGCAGAGGAGAACAUACGACAAGCAGAGGAGAACAAACGACAAGCAGAGGAGAACAAACGACAAGCAGAGGAGAACAAACGACAAGCAGAGGAGAACAAACGACAAGCAGAGGAGAACAAACGACAAGCAGAGGAGAACAAACGACAAGCAGAGGAGAACAAACGACAAGCAGAGGAGAACAAACGACAAGCAGAGGAGAACAAACGACAAGCAGAGGAGAACAAACGACAAGCAGAGGAGAACAAACGACAAGCAGAGGAGAACAAACGACAAGCAGAGGAGAACAAACGACAAGCAGAGGAGAACAAACGACAAGCAGAGGAGAACAAACGACAAGCAGAGGAGAACAAACGACAAGCAGAGGAGAACAUACGACAAGCAGAGGAGAACAUACGACAAGCAGAGGAGAACAUACGACAAGCAGAGGAGAACAUACGACAAGCAGAGGAGAACAUACGACAAGCAGAGGAGAACAUACGACAAGCAGAGGAGAACAUACGACAAGCAGAGGAGAACAUACGACAAGCAGAGGAGAACAUACGACAAGCAGAGGAGAACAUACGACAAGCAGAGGAGAACAUACGACAAGCAGAGGAGAACAUACGACAAGCAGAGGAGAACAUACGACAAGCAAAGGAGAACAUACGACAAGCAAAGGAGAACAUACGACAAGCAAAGGAGAACAUACGACAAGCAAAGGAGAACAUACGACAAGCAAAGGAGAACAUACGACAAGCAAAGGAGAACAUACGACAAGCAAAGGAGAACAUACGACAAGCAAAGGAGAACAUACGACAAGCAGAGGAGAACAUACGACAAGCAGAGGAGAACAUACGACAAGCAGAGGAGAACAUACGACAAGCAAAGGAGAACAUACGACAAGCAGAGGAGAACAUACGACAAGCAGAGGAGAACAUACGACAAGCAGAGGAGAACAUACGACAAGCAGAGGAGAACAUACGACAAGCAAAGGAGAACAUACGACAAGCAAAGGAGAACAUACGACAAGCAAAGGAGAACAUACGACAAGCAAAGGAGAACAUACGACAAGCAAAGGAGAACAUACGACAAGCAAAGGAGAACAUACGACAAGCAAAGGAGAACAUACGACAAGCAAAGGAGAACAUACGACAAGCAAAGGAGAACAUACGACAAGCAAAGGAGAACAUACGACAAGCAAAGGAGAACAUACGACAAGCAAAGGAGAACAUACGACAAGCAAAGGAGAACAUACGACAAGCAAAGGAGAACAUACGACAAGCAAAGGAGAACAUACGACAAGCAAAGGAGAACAUACGACAAGCAAAGGAGAACAUACGACAAGCAAAGGAGAACAUACGACAAGCAAAGGAGAACAUACGACAAGCAAAGGAGAACAUACGACAAGCAAAGGAGAACAUACGACAAGCAAAGGAGAACAUACGACAAGCAAAGGAGAACAUACGACAAGCAAAGGAGAACAUACGACAAGCAAAGGAGAACAUACGACAAGCAAAGGAGAACAUACGACAACCAAAGGAGAACAUACGACAACCAAAGGAGAACAUACGACAAGCAAAGGAGAACAUACGACAAGCAAAGGAGAACAUACGACAAGCAAAGGAGAACAUACGACAAGCAAAGGAGAACAUACGACAAGCAAAGGAGAACAUACGACAAGCAAAGGAGAACAUACGACAAGCAAAGGAGAACAUACGACAAGCAAAGGAGAACAUACGACAAGCAAAGGAGAACAUACGACAAGCAAAGGAGAACAUACGACAAGCAAAGGAGAACAUACGACAAGCAAAGGAGAACAUACGACAAGCAAAGGAGAACAUACGACAACCAAAGGAGAACAUACGACAAGCAAAGGAGAACAUACGACAAGCAAAGGAGAACAUACGACAACCAAAGGAGAACAUACGACAACCAAAGGAGAACAUACGACAACCAAAGGAGAACAUACGACAAGCAAAGGAGAACAUACGACAAGCAAAGGAGAACAAACGACAAGCAAAGGAGAACAAACGACAACCAAAGGAGAACAUACGACAACCAAAGGAGAACAAACGACAACCAAAGGAGAACAAACGACAACCAAAGGAGAACAAACGACAACCAAAGGAGAACAAACGACAAGCAAAGGAGAACAUACGACAAGCAAAGGAGAACAUACGACAACCAAAGGAGAACAAACGACAACCAAAGGAGAACAAACGACAACCAAAGGAGAACAAACGACAACCAAAGGAGAACAAACGACAACCAAAGGAGAACAAACGACAACCAAAGGAGAACAUACGACAACCAAAGGAGAACAAACGACAACCAAAGGAGAACAAACGACAACCAAAGGAGAACAAACGACAAGCAAAGGAGAACAUACGACAACCAAAGGAGAACAUACGACAACCAAAGGAGAACAUACGACAACCAAAGGAGAACAAACGACAACCAAAGGAGAACAUACGACAACCAAAGGAGAACAAACGACAACCAAAGGAGAACAAACGACAACCAAAGGAGAACAUACGACAACCAAAGGAGAACAUACGACAACCAAAGGAGAACAUACGACAACCAAAGGAGAACAUACGACAACCAAAGGAGAACAUACGACAACCAAAGGAGAACAUACGACAACCAAAGGAGAACAUACGACAACCAAAGGAGAACAUACGACAACCAAAGGAGAACAUACGACAACCAAAGGAGAACAUACGACAACCAAAGGAGAACAUACGACAACCAAAGGAGAACAUACGACAACCAAAGGAGAACAUACGACAACCAAAGGAGAACAUACGACAACCAAAGGAGAACAUACGACAACCAAAGGAGAACAUACGACAACCAAAGGAGAACAUACGACAACCAAAGGAGAACAUACGACAACCAAAGGAGAACAUACGACAACCAAAGGAGAACAUACGACAACCAAAGGAGAACAUACGACAACCAAAGGAGAACAUACGACAACCAAAGGAGAACAUACGACAACCAAAGGAGAACAUACGACAACCAAAGGAGAACAUACGACAACCAAAGGAGAACAUACGACAACCAAAGGAGAACAUACGACAACCAAAGGAGAACAUACGACAACCAAAGGAGAACAUACGACAACCAAAGGAGAACAUACGACAACCAAAGGAGAACAUACGACAACCAAAGGAGAACAUACGACAACCAAAGGAGAACAUACGACAACCAAAGGAGAACAUACGACAACCAAAGGAGAACAUACGACAACCAAAGGAGAACAUACGACAACCAAAGGAGAACAUACGACAACCAAAGGAGAACAUACGACAACCAAAGGAGAACAUACGACAACCAAAGGAGAACAUACGACAACCAAAGGAGAACAUACGACAACCAAAGGAGAACAUACGACAACCAAAGGAGAACAUACGACAACCAAAGGAGAACAUACGACAACCAAAGGAGAACAUACGACAACCAAAGGAGAACAUACGACAACCAAAGGAGAACAUACGACAACCAAAGGAGAACAUACGACAACCAAAGGAGAACAUACGACAACCAAAGGAGAACAUACGACAACCAAAGGAGAACAUACGACAACCAAAGGAGAACAUACGACAACCAAAGGAGAACAUACGACAACCAAAGGAGAACAUACGACAACCAAAGGAGAACAUACGACAACCAAAGGAGAACAUACGACAACCAAAGGAGAACAUACGACAACCAAAGGAGAACAUACGACAACCAAAGGAGAACAUACGACAACCAAAGGAGAACAUACGACAAGCAAAGGAGAACAUACGACAAGCAAAGGAGAACAUACGACAAGCAAAGGAGAACAUACGACAACCAAAGGAGAACAUACGACAACCAAAGGAGAACAUACGACAAGCAAAGGAGAACAUACGACAAGCAAAGGAGAACAUACGACAAGCAAAGGAGAACAUACGACAAGCAAAGGAGAACAUACGACAAGCAAAGGAGAACAUACGACAAGCAAAGGAGAACAUACGACAAGCAAAGGAGAACAUACGACAAGCAAAGGAGAACAAACGACAAGCAAAGGAGAACAAACGACAAGCAAAGGAGAACAAACGACAAGCAAAGGAGAACAAACGACAAGCAAAGGAGAACAAACGACAAGCAAAGGAGAACAAACGACAAGCAAAGGAGAACAAACGACAAGCAAAGGAGAACAAACGACAAGCAAAGGAGAACAAACGACAAGCAAAGGAGAACAAACGACAAGCAAAGGAGAACAAACGACAAGCAAAGGAGAACAAACGACAAGCAAAGGAGAACAAACGACAAGCAAAGGAGAACAAACGACAAGCAAAGGAGAACAAACGACAAGCAAAGGAGAACAAACGACAAGCAAAGGAGAACAAACGACAAGCAAAGGAGAACAAACGACAAGCAAAGGAGAACAAACGACAAGCAAAGGAGAACAAACGACAAGCAAAGGAGAACAAACGACAAGCAAAGGAGAACAAACGACAAGCAAAGGAGAACAAACGACAAGCAAAGGAGAACAAACGACAAGCAAAGGAGAACAAACGACAAGCAAAGGAGAACAAACGACAAGCAAAGGAGAACAAACGACAAGCAAAGGAGAACAAACGACAAGCAAAGGAGAACAAACGACAAGCAAAGGAGAACAAACGACAAGCAAAGGAGAACAAACGACAAGCAAAGGAGAACAAACGACAAGCAAAGGAGAACAAACGACAAGCAAAGGAGAACAUACGACAACCAAAGGAGAACAUACGACAACCAAAGGAGAACAUACGACAACCAAAGGAGAACAUACGGCAACCAAAGGAGAACAUACGGCAACCAAAGGAGAACAUACGGCAACCAAAGGAGAACAUACGACAACCAAAGGAGAACAUACGGCAACCAAAGGAGAACAUACGGCAACCAAAGGAGAACAUACGACAACCAAAGGAGAACAUACGGCAACCAAAGGAGAACAUACGACAACCAAAGGAGAACAUACGACAACCAAAGGAGAACAUACGACAACCAAAGGAGAACAUACGACAACCAAAGGAGAACAUACGACAACCAAAGGAGAACAUACGACAACCAAAGGAGAACAUACGACAACCAAAGGAGAACAUACGACAACCAAAGGAGAACAUACGACAACCAAAGGAGAACAUACGACAACCAAAGGAGAACAUACGACAACCAAAGGAGAACAUACGACAACCAAAGGAGAACAUACGACAACCAAAGGAGAACAUACGACAACCAAAGGAGAACAUACGACAACCAAAGGAGAACAUACGACAACCAAAGGAGAACAUACGACAACCAAAGGAGAACAUACGACAACCAAAGGAGAACAUACGACAACCAAAGGAGAACAUACGACAACCAAAGGAGAACAUACGACAACCAAAGGAGAACAUACGACAACCAAAGGAGAACAUACGACAACCAAAGGAGAACAUACGACAACCAAAGGAGAACAUACGACAACCAAAGGAGAACAUACGACAACCAAAGGAGAACAUACGACAACCAAAGGAGAACAUACGACAACCAAAGGAGAACAUACGACAACCAAAGGAGAACAUACGACAACCAAAGGAGAACAUACGACAACCAAAGGAGAACAUACGACAACCAAAGGAGAACAUACGACAACCAAAGGAGAACAUACGACAACCAAAGGAGAACAUACGACAACCAAAGGAGAACAUACGACAACCAAAGGAGAACAUACGACAACCAAAGGAGAACAUACGACAACCAAAGGAGAACAUACGACAACCAAAGGAGAACAUACGACAACCAAAGGAGAACAUACGACAACCAAAGGAGAACAUACGACAACCAAAGGAGAACAUACGACAACCAAAGGAGAACAUACGACAACCAAAGGAGAACAUACGACAACCAAAGGAGAACAUACGACAACCAAAGGAGAACAUACGACAACCAAAGGAGAACAUACGACAACCAAAGGAGAACAUACGACAACCAAAGGAGAACAUACGACAACCAAAGGAGAACAUACGACAACCAAAGGAGAACAUACGACAACCAAAGGAGAACAUACGACAACCAAAGGAGAACAUACGACAACCAAAGGAGAACAUACGACAACCAAAGGAGAACAUACGACAACCAAAGGAGAACAUACGACAACCAAAGGAGAACAUACGACAACCAAAGGAGAACAUACGACAACCAAAGGAGAACAUACGACAACCAAAGGAGAACAUACGACAACCAAAGGAGAACAUACGACAACCAAAGGAGAACAUACGACAACCAAAGGAGAACAUACGACAACCAAAGGAGAACAUACGACAACCAAAGGAGAACAUACGACAACCAAAGGAGAACAUACGACAACCAAAGGAGAACAUACGACAACCAAAGGAGAACAUACGACAACCAAAGGAGAACAUACGACAACCAAAGGAGAACAUACGACAACCAAAGGAGAACAUACGACAACCAAAGGAGAACAUACGACAACCAAAGGAGAACAUACGACAACCAAAGGAGAACAUACGACAACCAAAGGAGAACAAACGACAACCAAAGGAGAACAAACGACAACCAAAGGAGAACAAACGACAACCAAAGGAGAACAAACGACAACCAAAGGAGAACAAACGACAACCAAAGGAGAACAAACGACAACCAAAGGAGAACAAACGACAACCAAAGGAGAACAAACGACAACCAAAGGAGAACAAACGACAACGAUCGACUUCCGUUAUUAGAUUUUAG